UGCAGGCUCCCAGGGAAGGGGAGGAGUUCUGGCUGGCUCUGAAGCCACUGUCCCCACAGCAACACGGCCAUACUGGGCCCAACGGACUAAGAGGCCUGGGGCUGCAGCCUGGCAGCCUCGUGGGCAGAGACGGCGGCAUGGACAGCCUGUUUGUGGAGGAGGUGGCCGCCUCCCUGGUCAGGGAGUUCCUCAGCAGAAAGGGCCUGAAGAGGACAGGUGUGACCAUGGACCAGGAGCGCCCACGCUCCGACCUCAGCAUCAACAGCAGAAACGACCUUCGCAAGGUUUUGCAUCUUGAGUUUCUCUACAAGGAGAACAAAGCAAAGGAAAAUCCUCUAAAAACAAGCCUUGAACUGAUGACCAGAUAUUUUCUGGAUCACUUUGGAAAUGCUGCUAACAAUUUCACUCAAGAGACACCAAUCCCUGCACUCUCGGUUCCAAAGAAAAAUAACAAAUUGCCAUUGAAAUGCUCGGAGACUACGCUGGUGAAUAUAUAUGACCUUUCAGAUGAAGAUGCAGGAUGGAGAACAUCGUUGUCAGAAACAAGCAGAGCCAGACAAGAAAAUCUUGAUGGGGAUGUGCUUGGUAAUUUUGUAUCAUCCAAAAGGCCACCACACAAAAGUAAGCCCGUGCAGGUGGUCUCGGGUGAAAGCCCCCACUUGGCUUCCGUGUGGGAGAAGAUGGAGAAGCGUCACUCGCCAGAGCCUUCCUUGGAAGUGAAGAGGGUGGGAGAGAAGACCAGGCCAAAGUCUGGCCUGAUCGUGCGAGGCAUGAUGGCCGGGCCCACUGCCAGUUCCCCACAGGAUUCCCUCCGCAAGCGUGCUCUGAGGCGGCCCCCGACCCUGAGCAGUGCCACCCAGCCCCAAGAAGAAGGCCGGAAGAUGCCUGAGCUCUUGGCCCACACUCCAGCCUGUCCAGCCCUGCAGGAGGGCCUGGCUUCCAGCACCAGCUCUGCCUCCAGGAGCCCUCCAGGUCAGCUCAGCGAACUGACCGCAGACAAGCGGAAAACAUUGCCCAGGAGCCCACCGCACCUGCUCAGCAAAGGUCUGCCCCGGCGGGAGAGGGGCAGCUCCAGAGAGCUUUCAGAGGGCAGCCCAGCAGCGGACAGCAGCACAGACGCAGACAGGACGCUCUCCAACCUCUACUUGCCUGGUGGGAAUUCCAGGGUGACCCAGGAACGGCUGGAAAGAGCGUUCAAGCGGCAGGGCAGCCAGCCCCCUCCCAGGAAACACCCACUCCCAGAGUCUGACAACGGGGACCAUGAGCUGGGUGCCCUGCGGCUAGAGGAUGUGGAGGAUGAACUGAUAAGGGAAGAAGUCACCUUGGGCCCGGGCCCGUCGGUGCGCAAGCUGCAGGUCACAUCGCAGCCCAUCGACCUCUCUGUCGCCAAGGAAAUAAAGACCCUUCUGUUUGGUUCCAGCUUGUGCUGUUUCAAUGAAGAAUGGAAACUUCAGAGUUUUUCCUUUAAUGACACGGCCUCACUAAAAUAUGGCAUCGUGCAGAACAAGGGGGGUCCCUGUGGGGUUCUGGCAGCUGUCCAAGGCUGCGUCCUACAAAAACUCCUGUUUGAAGGAGAUAGCCAAGCUGACUAUGCUGGGCGACUGCAGCCUUCAGACGUGCACAGGACCCGCUGCCUCGCCCUGGCCAUAGCGGACAUCGUGUGGCGGGCUGGGGGCCGAAAGAAAGCCGUGGUCGCACUGACUUCGGGAACACAGCAGUUCAGUCCAACGGGGAAAUACAAAGCAGAUGGAGUCUUAGAAACACUCCUCCUUCACACUGUGACCUGCUACGACGAGCUGGUGGCCUUCCUUCAACAAAGUGUCCAGCAGUUCGAAGCAGGCCCCUACGGAUGCAUCCUGCUGACCCUGUCGGCCAUCCUGUCCCGGUCCACGGAGCUUGUCCGCCAGGACUUCGAUGUGCCCACCAACCACCUGAUUGGAGCACACGGUUACUGCACACAGGAACUUGUCAAUCUGCUCCUGACCGGGAAGGCCGUGUCCAAUGUUUUCAAUGACGUGGUGGAGCUGGAUUCCGGGAACGGGAACAUCACGCUUCUCAGAGGCAUCGCUGCCCGCAGCGACAUCGGCUUCUUAUCUCUCUUUGAGCACUAUGAUGUCUGCCAGGUCGGCUGCUUCCUGAAGACCCCGAGGUUCCCCAUCUGGGUGGUGUGCAGCGAGAGCCACUUCAGCGUGCUCUUCAGCCUGCGGCCCGAGCUGCUGUGUGACUGGAGGACUGAGAGGCUCUUCGACCUAUACUACUACGACGGCCUGGCCAACCAGCAGGAGCAGAUCCGGCUGACCAUCGACACCACCCAGACCAUACCUGAGAACAAAGAGGACGACCUUAUCCCGCCCCUGGAGCUCUGCAUCAGAACCAAGUGA
Tupaia belangeri chinensis (Chinese tree shrew) is the source of this 2381-nucleotide messenger RNA. It is a transcript of the gene MINDY4, whose product is annotated as MINDY lysine 48 deubiquitinase 4. NCBI's taxonomy places the organism in Eukaryota, Metazoa, Chordata, Mammalia, Scandentia, Tupaiidae. Gene Ontology annotation, molecular function: cysteine-type deubiquitinase activity; K48-linked deubiquitinase activity. The record is from RefSeq and is a predicted model, not a curated record. Bases 138 to 2381 code for a protein of 747 amino acids. The transcript has 17 exons. Gene Ontology annotation, biological process: protein K48-linked deubiquitination.